CGGCGAACCGAACCGGGAGGCAAGGCGAUGAGCGCGGCUGGCGCGGGUGUGGGCGGUCGCCGCUGGGCGCGACUGUCCCGCCUCGUCUCCUUCAGCGCGACCCACCGGCUCCACAGCAAAUGUCUGAGUAACGAAGAAAACUUGAAACUGUAUGGGAAAUGCAACAAUCCAAAUGGCCAUGGGCACAAUUAUAAAGUUGUGGUGACAGUUCAUGGAGAGAUUGAUCCUGUUACAGGCAUGGUUAUGAAUAUGACCGACCUCAAAGAGUACAUGGAGGAGGCAAUUAUGAAGCCCCUUGAUCAUAAGAAUCUGGAUCUAGAUGUGCCAUACUUUGCAGAUACUGUAAGCACGACAGAAAAUGUAGCUGUAUAUAUCUGGGAAAACCUCCAGAAAUUUCUUCCUAUGGGAGUUCUUUAUAAAGUAAAAGUAUAUGAAACUGACAAUAAUGUUGUCGUCUAUAAAGGAGAGUAGCUUUUAGGGGUUCAUACUGUAGAAAGAUUAAUUUCUUUCCACAUUUGAAAAAGGUCUUUAUCCUCUUGGACUAUUAAAAAGUCAUCACUUUUUAAUUGCUAGAGCUUCACCUUGCUAGAGCUUCACCUUGUGUUCUGGUGUCUAAUUUAUUGAAAUCAUUGUGUGUAAGACCUGUUGUGUAUUCAAAUAUAUUUUAAAACAAAAUUUGUUAAA
This is a messenger RNA of Puma concolor (puma), 684 nucleotides long. RefSeq names its product 6-pyruvoyltetrahydropterin synthase (gene PTS). The record is from RefSeq and is a predicted model, not a curated record. Gene Ontology annotation, molecular function: 6-pyruvoyltetrahydropterin synthase activity. Gene Ontology annotation, biological process: tetrahydrobiopterin biosynthetic process. Gene Ontology annotation, cellular component: mitochondrion. Lineage: Eukaryota; Metazoa; Chordata; Mammalia; Carnivora; Felidae.